AGUCCAGCUCAGCCUUGUCAUCGGUGGGUCAAAUCCAGCCCAUGUACUUUACCAUGUCCUCUUCCAGGUCUCGCCGAACUCAAGGCACACUCAAUCCAUUCCUCCAUGGGGAUCUCCAUCGCCGUCCCCUUCCUUCUCCUCCUCCUCCUCCUGAUUCCGCCCGCCGCCGCGCACUUCUCCUUCACCUAUAACUUCACUGCCGCCGCGGACUCGGCGCCGUCGGGCAUCUCCUUCCAGGGCGACGCCUUCUUCAACAAGUUCAUCCGCCUCACCCGCGACGAGCGCGUCGGGCCCAUCACCAGCAGUGUCGGCCGGGCCUUCUUCUCCCGCCCCGUCCCGCUCUCCGACCCCGUCUCCCGCCGCCCCGCGUCCUUCGCCACCGCCUUCUCCUUCUCCAUCGCCGCCCCCGAACCCUCCGCCGCAUCCGGCGACGGCCUCGCGUUCUUCCUCUCCCCGUUCCCCUCCGCCCUUCCCAGCAGCUCCGCUGGCGGCCUCCUCGGCCUCUUCAACUCCUCCGCCGGCGGUGGGGGUCGCCACCUCGUCGCCGUCGAGUUCGACACCUACAAGAACGAGUGGGACCCCAGCGACGACCACGUCGGGAUCGACAUCGGCGGGAUCGUCUCCGCCGCAACCGCCAACUGGCCCACCAGCAUGAAGGACGGGCGCAUGGCGCACGCGCGCGUCGCGUACGACGGCGACGCCAAGAACCUCACCGUGGCGCUCUCCUACGGCGACGCGUCCCCCACGGACGUCCUUUUAUGGUACGCCGUCGAUUUGAGGGAGCACCUGCCGGACGCCGUGGCAGUCGGAUUCUCCGCGGCCACGGGCGAGGCCGCCGAGCUGCACCAGGUGCUGUACUGGGAGUUCACAUCCAGCGUCGACCCCAAGGAGGAGACGGUGAUGCUGUGGGCGAUAUUAGGAUCGUGCGGAUUUCUUGUCGUGCUCGUCGCUGCAGGGGUUGUUUGGUUUGUGAGGCAAUGGAGGAAGGCCGGAGAAUGCGUCCUCUAUGGCGACAUCGACGAUGCAAUGGGGUACGAGGAGCUACCUGAUGAAUUCGUCAUGGACAGCGGACCGAGACGGUUCCGGUACGCCGAAUUGGCAGCAGCAACCAACAAUUUCUCCGAGGAGAGGAAACUCGGGCAGGGCGGUUUUGGUGCGGUUUACCGGGGGUUCCUGAGGGAGCUUGGCUUGGAGGUGGCCAUCAAAAGGGUUUCCAAGGGGUCGACGCAGGGGCGCAAAGAGUAUGCGGCUGAGGUGCGCAUCAUCAGCCAGCUGCGCCACCGCCACUUAGUCCGGCUCGUCGGGUGGUGCCAUGAGCAGCGUGGUGACUUCUUGCUUGUGUAUGAGCUCAUGCCAAAUGGCAGCGUCGACCACCACCUGUACGGCAAGGGCGUGCUCCUCACUUGGCCGACGCGGUACGAAAUUGCGCUAGGCCUUGCCUCGGCGAUGCUCUACCUCCACGAGGAGUGCUUGCAGUGCAUCGUGCACCGCGAUAUCAAGCCAAGCAAUGUGAUGCUGGAUGCCACCUUCGGUGCCAAGCUUGGUGACUUUGGCCUUGCCAAGCUCGUCGAACAUGGCAGCCAGCCCUACACUACCGUCCUGGCAGGCACACUGGGCUACUUGGCGCCAGAGUGCGUGAUGACAGGCAAGGCGAGCCAGGAGUCAGAUGUGUACAGCUUCGGCGUUGUGGCACUGGAAAUUGCUUGCGGACGACGGCCAGCAGAGCUUGCCCAGGAACCAAGCAAAGCAAGGUUGGUGCCGUGGGUGUGGGAGCUGUAUGGGAAGAAAGCCCUUCUUGAAGCAGCAGACUGGAGGUUAAAGGGGGAGUUCGAUGAGAAGCAGAUGGAACAUCUAAUGGUCGUAGGACUAUGGUGUUCCCAUCCUGACUACACACAUAGACCAAGUAUCAGGCAGGCCCUAAAUGUGCUGAAAUUCGAGGCACCAUUGCCUGUGCUGGCACCAAUGAUGCCGGUGCCGACGUUCUUCCCUUUGCCUGAUUUGGCUGUUCCGAUAUCUUUCGGAGGCUCGUUGAGCACAGAUGAUCCAGGCGUUGGUGAGUGCGUAUCAGCAGGGUCUAAUGCUGGCACAGGAUCGUCAGUGAGAUAUGGACUCCUGGAGCCAUGAGCAUGAACAUAUGGGCGAUUGAUUAUAUGAGUUGAGUUUGAUCCGUAUAGCAGCAACAUCUGUUGCGUUGCUGAUUCAAAUGACAGUAUAACAAGAAAUUUUGUACUCUUGUGGCGAUUUGAGUAAUUAUAUUGUGACAGGGUAGCUUGGUUAGACGACAA
Brachypodium distachyon (stiff brome) is the source of this 2285-nucleotide messenger RNA. RefSeq names its product L-type lectin-domain containing receptor kinase IX.1. Gene Ontology annotation, biological process: protein phosphorylation. Gene Ontology annotation, cellular component: plasma membrane. Bases 106 to 2124 code for a protein of 672 amino acids. The record is from RefSeq and is a predicted model, not a curated record. NCBI's taxonomy places the organism in Eukaryota, Viridiplantae, Streptophyta, Magnoliopsida, Poales, Poaceae. The transcript has a single exon. Gene Ontology annotation, molecular function: carbohydrate binding; protein kinase activity; ATP binding.